Wasmannia auropunctata (little fire ant) is the source of this 1201-nucleotide messenger RNA. RefSeq names its product transmembrane emp24 domain-containing protein bai (gene bai). Gene Ontology annotation, biological process: Golgi organization; intracellular protein transport; endoplasmic reticulum to Golgi vesicle-mediated transport. The transcript has 6 exons. Gene Ontology annotation, cellular component: endoplasmic reticulum; Golgi apparatus; endoplasmic reticulum-Golgi intermediate compartment. The record is from RefSeq and is a predicted model, not a curated record. Bases 155 to 787 code for a protein of 210 amino acids. Lineage: Eukaryota; Metazoa; Arthropoda; Insecta; Hymenoptera; Formicidae.
UCUUCCCUUCUCACUCUCAGUACUUAAUGGCCAAUGUGGCUGCCACCUCAUCGUGAUGCUGUGGAUGUUAUGUGAGAGCGGAACAUUCCCUUGGUGACACCGGAACAACGUUUCUGUUUAAGGUGAUUGCUCGAGAACGAACGACGAGCGAAAAAUGAUUCGGGCUCACGUGAGGGCCCUCCUGGCGAUUCUGCUGGUCGCCCAGGUUCACGGCAUCAUGUUCUACCUGGAGCCGAACAGUCAUAAGUGUCUGAAGGAGGAGGUCCACGCGAAUGUACUUGUCACAGGGGAAUACGAGAUAUCGGAGGCGAUGGGUCAGAAGACGAAUUUUGUGAUUCAGGACUCCAAAGGACAUAUAUUGUCUCAAAAGGAGGAUAUUCCCUAUGGAAAGCUGUUGAAGUUCUCCUUUGUAACGGAAACUUAUGAUACCUUCGAGAUAUGCUUUAUUUCACGCGUUCCAAGCCAUCAACGUGGUGUCAAGCAAGAAAUUAUGCUGAUCACGAAACGUGGCAUUGAAGCGAAGAGUUACGAAGGCUUGAUCGGCGAAGCAGCCAAGUUGAAACCAGUAGAAGUGGAAUUGAAACGGUUGGAAGAUUUGUCGGAGGCGAUAGUGCAAGAUUUUGCCAGAAUGCGCAAGAACGAGGAAGAAAUGAGAGACACAAACGAGGCCACGAAUACUCGAGUAUUAUAUUUCAGUUUAUUCUCGAUAUGCGUCCUCUUCGGCUUAUCCGCCUGGCAGCUCUUCUACUUCCGACGCUUCUUCAGGAUGAAGAAACUCAUUGAGUAAAUACAUUUGUAACAAAUAACACGAUGUAAAAAAUACACCUUUGAGUUUUUCAUCCUUGUUAUCUGUAAUUUCGUAAAUUUCAAUCGUGGAACACUUUUUACACAUUCGUCGCAACGUUCGAAAAGUAUUCUUCAAAAGAUUAUGCAAAAAAAAACGCAUUACAAUCAUAUUACCUCAUUCAAAUUAAUGUAAAAUAUGAUAAGACCUCAUCUAGCUACACAUCGCGUAUUAUACAUCACAUUAUCGAGAACUCAUUAUUUAAGCAAUUGUAAGAUAGAAAAUUUCUUAAAUAAAAGCAUACCUCGAUGGUGAGAUAAAUGGAUCUUCAAAGUCUCUCAUUACCUAAGAAGGAUAUGUUAAUAUAUUAUGUAUAAAAUCACUUGUCUCAAUAUUAAAAUGUCUAAUGUUAUAAAA